Athene cunicularia (burrowing owl) is the source of this 6731-nucleotide messenger RNA. It is a transcript of the gene CRYGS, whose product is annotated as crystallin gamma S. The transcript is spliced from 2 exons. Gene Ontology annotation, molecular function: structural constituent of eye lens. Gene Ontology annotation, biological process: lens development in camera-type eye; visual perception. The coding region runs from base 6129 to 6686 and encodes 185 amino acids. NCBI's taxonomy places the organism in Eukaryota, Metazoa, Chordata, Aves, Strigiformes, Strigidae. The record is from RefSeq and is a predicted model, not a curated record.
GCUGAGGGAUCUGGUGGAGUUGGGAACGGUCAGGGUGAGGGUCAUGGUUGGACUGGAGGAGCUUCAAGGGCUUUUCCAACUGAGAUCAUUCUGUGAUAGUGAACCUACCAGAUCGCCUUUUGAUAGGAACUAGAUUGUGGUUGAACUCUGAUCGUCAUAAUUUGACUUAAAAAAAAAAAAAUUGGCCUCACAGCGUUCUAUCAGUAAGAGCUGUAAGCAACACCACUAGGCAAUUCAAGAACCUAAAAUGGGAAGAGAAGGAGAUGCUGCUGAUCAUGUCUUGUCUCAGGCUGUCAUAUCAGACUGCAUUUAGCAGGGCUGUGGCAGUGUACAUGGUGGCAUGCAGAGCUGCUGUUGCGAGACUGCUUGUCCUGACAGAUUUGAAAUAGGGUCUGUGUUUCAGGCGCUGCUGUGCCAAAUUCGUUUCCCUUUGUUUCGCUAAGCCUUUGGGCUGGUGCAGUGAAUAGCUACAGAGGUGUUUUUUCAUAAUGCACUGGCGGGGGGUGUGGAUGUACAUAAGCCAGCAAUCCUCGCCCUCCCCGCUCAGUGGGCCAGAGUGUGGCUAAAAGAAAAACUUUUGCUCAAACCUCAGACAGUGGUGCAAGAGUUUUGAGUUGAAUUUGUGACACUAGGAGAUAUGGUCAGAAAUCUGGGCAUCAUUCUUUACUAUCCGAUGUGUGAAAUCACUCUCUUUGGGGGUGUGUGGCCAGACAUCAUACUUUGCCUCUAUGUCAGGCACCAUUUGGAGCAAUACAGCUCAAGCUGAGGGUUUGCUAUAAAAAUACACAGCCCCGUUGCUGUGCACAUGUUUCCAUCGUGAGCUUUUGAAGCAGAGCCUCCAUGCAGUGGCUGGUCUUUGCAAGCCUGUGGUGCCUGCCCUGAGCACAUGUUGACCAUUUCCUAGCUACAUCCUUUGCUGCAUGGGAACAUUGUCUGAUAAAUAUUGUGUUUCUUCCUUACACAUGGGGGUGGGCCUUUUAGAGCUAACAAGGAUGCCUUCUUGUUUAACAUGCUUGAAAGGGAGAGAGCAGCCAAAUUGCCCCCCGUCUUCCAGGACUUGGCAGGGGGCUGCGUGUUUUGAGUGUGUUUGGCAGAGUUUUGGUGUUCUGACUCAGCAAAUGAUAACAAAGGGAGGAUGGCAAAGCCUUCCUUUAUUCCAUAAUCCUGUUUGCUUUUCUGGAAAUCGGCUAUAGCCUCAGAAUCACUGACUCAAUUUUUGGAUCCUAUUCUCAUGACAAAGCGGCUGUCUGGUUUAAAACAAGCCCAUUAUAAAAAGGGUGCCUCAGAUCCUGGCUGUUUGUAACAGCUUCUGACGUUCCUCCAGCACUGAGGAGCUUGGUUGGAACAGAAAAUGUCCAGAGCUGGAACCAAGGUAGGUUUAUUUGCAGCCUAUACAUGACUGGCUAGGAGUACAGAAUUAAUCAGGGGUAAGUUGUGGAGAAACUUUGGUAUCUUUGUUCUGCUGACAGCCUCCCCCUCUGUCCGUCCCCCUCUGUCGACAAGAGGAUAUGCUUCAAAUUCCAGCUCAAAUGGAGGAGGGAAGCUGGAGCUGAGCCCUCCCUAGUCUUUUCCCAGAUCUUGGCUGUUACUUUAGGUGUGGCUCUGCGAGAGGAUGGAGUCGGACACAGUGACUGGUGAAGGGAUAUUUUAAGAUGCACCAGGACCUGAUGCCUUGUAAAUUGGUGGUGGAGGCUGCUGUGGCAGCAGCAAAUGUGACGAGUUGCAUUUGCAGAACAGAGUCUCGUGGAAGGCUUCCUUGGGAGGACCUGAGUCCCAACACCAGCGGCAGCUGCCACGUCCCCCUUCCGUGGUGGAGCAAAGGGUGUGCUGCGACAGAAGUGAAUGAUGACCCUAGCACCAAAGGCAACAGCAUUCCCCAAGGGAUGCGAACUGGCCUUGGGAUUUGGUGGAAUCGGCAGAGGUGAAUUUAAACGAGAUGGAGGUAGACCAGAAAGCUCAACUUCAGCUAGUGGUGUGCAUCAGGUGGAGAUCCAGCUCUAACGCUGCGUUCUUCAGUCUUCAAGUGAGCAGAGCCCAGCUGGCUGGUCGCACAGAGCUUGGUGCAGAGUUGGGAGUGGGCAGGGAUAAACAGCUGGGAAAGGAGUCAAGAACUUCGGGGUAGCAGCCAGCUUCCCCGCUGAAGCAACUGUUAAGAGGUAGUGAACAGAUAUAAGUCUUUCCAUUGUAGAAGCUUUGCUUGUGGGUUAUGUUCCUUUUAACCAGAGGAGACUGUAAGACCCAAGAGGGCAGAGGGCUCAGAAGCAGAGUGGUUUGGUAGGCGCUGGCCGAUGCUAUGGAAGAUCUAGAUUCAGUCUCUGCUUCUCCACACCUUUUGUUCUGUGAUCUUUGCUCAAAGUGAUUUGACUAUUUCUGAGCAGUCUUUAGAAACUGAACACAGGGUGCUGCUUCCUUCUAACUUGGUGGCUGUCAGAUAGCAGUGGUACAGUCUUUAUGUACCUGUGCAUAAAGAAGGUGCUGGGGAAACGUAACUGAGUCAUGCUCGAGUCUCCUGUCCGCUUAAAGAGACUUAAAUACGUGCUGCUGUUACCCUUGCUGAGAGCUGUGUCCCCUGUGAGCUUGCUACAGGGAAUUUGUUGAUGAUGUGCUGCUGUGGUACAGCAAAAUGUCCAGAGGAGUUAAGUCAGUGAAAGAUGGGAAUCUCAUCUUUUCUCUAUGCCAUGCUCUUGUCUAGCACGUUCCAGGGAGAAGAAAAGGGCGAGGGAGUGAAUUACGCACUAUUUCUCACAACCUAAGCAAGCGGUCUGCCCUAGGGAGGGGUCACUGCCCCCAUUCUGCUUACUUAGAAGGCAGUGGGCACUACUAGUUAUUGUUUACAGUUAUUCUGUAUGAGUUUCCUUCUAACAGAGCUGCUGUUGGGAAGAAAUAUAACAACUGCUAUGAGGUGGCCAAGGGAGUAAGAGUUUUAUAGUCCUGUAAGGAAGAUCUGCUAUGGCAAAUAUUAUCUGCCAGGUAAGCCCCAAAAAAGCAAAGCUUGGGCAGUGAGCGAGGGUUAGUGCUGCAAGCAGAGCAACUCAGUGGUUUUACUGAAGGAAGGUGAUUUGUGUUGGAGUAAGAUGUGACUGAAAUGAACCAACGAAUCUAGAAUGGAAAUCCAUAAUUCACUUGUUGUUAUCCUGUGGGUGAAAAACAUCAUUCUGGUCUGUUUGUGCCCAAAUCACUGGAGGAAAGCUGCGAAGCACUGAGUGUGAAGGUCUGAAAUGAAUUGAGGGUGUGUGCAAAGAGCUGGGGUGGAGAAUGGGUGGGCAGGAGCCCUCUCCUUGAGUCUCCCUAUAAAUGGUCUAAGAAUAAAACAAUGAACAACACUUUUGGUUGGUCACUGUUCUGUGGGCAUGGCCAUGCUCUUUAUGUGCUCUCAGAUUUCUUUGGCCUUGUGGCUUUAUAAGUACAGGGAAAAUACCCUCCUAGGAACACCAGGUAGCUUUGCCAAAUUGCAGUUCAGUAGUGUUAGGCUGGGUGGAGAAGGAACACCUAAUGAGCUUUUAUUUUCUAUUACAAAAUUAAAGGCCAACUUAACCAACUUUGUGCACAGUUGCUGUGAUAAGAAAGAGAAGCUGGUUCUGCUGAAUACGCAGCUCAUGCGGGGCUAGGACUAGAGGUGAUGGAGACUCACUCCUUUCCCAGUGCCAGCCAUCCUGCUAUGAGGCAGGAGCAGGCAUCCCUCUGCCUGGGUGGGGUGCUGCCUGCACAGAGACCAGACCUGUGGUCUUACAGGCAUUGGGCAGAGUUCGCUACUGACUGUGCUGGACGCUCACUGCAUGGACAGGAGUGGGACUGCAGAUCAGAAGGGGCUGCAGAGUUUGGGGAGUGAGGUUGAAGAGAGGGGGAGCUCAUCAGCUGUCUCAGUGGAGGGCAAUGGCCGAGCUGCAAAGGGUAUUACAGGGAUGCUGUGGCUUUCUUGACCACUGGCUUCAGGAAGAGGACUUCUGGUGGUGAGUGACUGCCGAACGUCAGUGAGCAGGGCUUUCUUUGUUGCCUCUAGGGCUGGCAGAUUUUUCAGGUGAUAGCCUCUAGGGAGAAAGAUCCAGAAGCAGGAUCUGUAAAACAACAACAGGAUUGUGGCUGGCAAGGGCUGACCAACACAAUUAACUACCCAUUGGGUAGCAGUGUGGGAAACCAAAAGUUGGUCAUUUUGGUGCACACCUUUUACAACCUUUAUUCGCUUGCUGGAAAGAUGGUAGUGAUCUCCCAACUCUUCAUUUCACUGAAGCUGGGAGGAGCUUGCUCAGGAGGGAGAGACGUGGGGAGAGGUUGUUUUGUAUGUUCUGACUGCUUCGUAAUGGAAGACCAGUCUCUUGAAGGUCAGAGGAAAAUCUGAGCAAAAUAACAUCUUAAUAAACGUCUGCCAACAGGCCAUAAGGCCAAGGACAUAAAUCCUUUGGCACGAUUAGUCUGACUCCCCAGAUACUUGGUCAGGUUGGUGGGAUAUACUGACCAACCAGCUCUAGGAAAACUGUGGCCAACAUUUUUUUAACGCAAAGUGAAUGAAAAAAAAUACAGUGACUGGGUUGUCCUAGAUUUGAGUCUUACCUCCUGGGUUGAAAGUGUGACAAUGAAUGGUAUUUUAACAGCAGUCAUGUGAGAUUGGUACCAGUAGCCAAAGCACCAUAGGUGAAGCACAACCAGCUAGGAGCAAAAGGUGAUCAUGUAUCUUAUUACUCAAGAUAUGGAAAUACUAUGGAAAAUAUGGAUUACGGAGUACUGCGUGUUAGAUGUUCAAAUCACUGUGGCCAGAAAAAUUAUCUCCAGAGCAUCUGGGGGAAUUGGCUGAGGCAAUCUCAGACGCUACCAAAUAACUCGGCAGCAUGUAUGGGGCUGAUGCCAUACUGGAGGGCUGGAAAAGGUGAAAUGUUGUCUUGAGUAUCUACGGCAUUGGAUCAACCAACUUGCACAUCAGUUGAUUCAACGCAAGGCUCUAGAAGACACUGGAGUAAGUAAUCAAACUCCUGUUAGGGUGGAAGAUGGGCUGGUGAUUGGGUGCAGCUGAAAGUGAUCUAUUGAGACUGAUUUGUGUCGAACUAAUGUAAUUUUUGGUGUGGUCUGGCAUAACAGCAUCAUAAGCAAGCAAAGGAUAUAGUCAAAAUAGACAGGAUGGUUUGAAAACCCGUAUUGCAAAGAGCGGCUCUUGAUGAAUAACAGUCAUCUGGAAAGAUGUAAAAAUGGGGCUGUACAAAGAACUGGUCCAGGUCUAGGGCUUGACAAUAUUUCCAUGAAGGGCUUUCUGAAGAAAGCACAUGUUGCCUCUCCAGGGCUGUCUGGGUUGGUGAUACCUCAGGCAAGAGGAAUGGGAUUUGCUCACCAGCUCUUGAGAAGAUUUUGAAACAGGUUGUGAUCAAGUAGGGAAAAAGCACAGCUAAGCAAAGUGCUUUGCAGUGAGCUGCCUGGCUGUAGAGCGGCUCUUGGGAAAGAAAUGUGGUGAUGGAUUGGAAAAUUGUCACCCAUAUCACAAAGUUGCAGCAACCAAAGCAGAAGGAAGCCAACUGCAAAUGCAAUCCUCGGAUGUCUGAAGAACUGUGCUAUCCACCAUGUAAGUGGAGUGCUCCUUUAGUUUUUCUUGGCACUGGUAAAGCUUGUGUGAUGUCCAGUUUUUGGCAUUGGCUUUUUCAAAAGUGAUCUGUGGACUGUUAGAGUGGGAACAAGGAGAAUGAUUGCAGGGCUAGAAGACACGACCCAGGAGGAAAGAGACCUCACCAUGCCCUUAUCAAUACAGGUCUAACUGCAAACAAUUGGUAAGCCAACAUAAAUGAAAUGCUGCUUAGUACGGUCCGUUGACUAUUUAUGGCUCCCUUGGCCAUAAUUUAGUAACUACUGAUCUAGAGAAGGUGGGAGGGAAAUGUUUUAAUAGAGUUUUCUUGCAAAGAGGAGAGGGACUUCACCAAGGGAGCUUUGGAUUGGAUUGAGACAGAACUAGAUGCUGGGAAGGGCAAGAAAAUGGUGGCAGCUGGAGUCUCUGGGGCCAGACUGGCUGCCAGGAUUUGUUGGGAUGCAGUUGAUCCUGCUCAGUGGUUGGGCUUGGUGACUUUUUUUGACAUCUUGAGGGCUCUGUUUUCAGAUAUUUCAUGCCAUGAUGUGGCUAGAAUAUGGAUGCAGGCAUGUGCACACACUGAGUGAUGAGGAACCUCCCUGCUUUCCUUCCUCUGCUUGUGUUUCAGGUCACCUUCUAUGAAGACAAGAAUUUCCUAGGUCGUUCCUACGAGUGCGACGGCGACUGCCCUGAUUUUCACACCUACCUGAGCCGCUGCAACUCCAUCCGUGUGGAUGGGGGCACCUGGGUGGCCUAUGAGAGGCCCAACUUCUCUGGGAACAUGUAUGUUCUGACACACGGGGAGUAUCCUGACUACCACCACUGGAUGGGCCUCAAUGACCGCCUCGGCUCCUGCAAAGCCAUCCAGAUACCAAGUGGAGGCCGGGGCCACAUCCAGGUAUUUGAGAAGGGAGAUUUUGGCGGUCAGAUGUUCGAAGCCACUGAAGACUGCCCUUCUGUCAUGGAGGAGUGGCACAUGCGUGAGGUCCACGCCUGCAGAGUGCUGGAAGGCGUCUGGGUUUUCUAUGAGCAUCCCAACUACCGGGGCAGGCAGUACCUGCUGCCCAAGGGGGAGUACCGCAAACCCGUGGAGUGGGGAGCGGCGAGCCCCGCUGUCCAGUCCUUCCGCAGCAUCGCUGAGUGAGGCAGCCCAUUGACUGGGCUGCUGGAAGCCGUCAAUAAAAGCAAC